CUUUCAUUCCCAUAAUUGCCGUCGUAGCUUUUCUCCAGCCAGAUUCUCCUUCGCUCAAACUCGACCUCCUCUCAUAUCUCUACUCUAUCCUACAAGGAAUUCUGAUAGUUUGAUCAGAUCCACGACACCCACAGCAGUGAAAAUAUCUGCUAGGUAUCUAUGACGCUUGGCUCAUCAGGAUCUAGUGUAGUGGUACCAAGAAAUUUCAGAUUGCUGGAGGAACUGGAACGGGGAGAAAAAGGUAUUGGAGAUGGCACAGUGAGCUAUGGAAUGGAUGACGGUGAUGACAUUUACAUGCGCUCUUGGACUGGCACCAUUAUUGGUCCUCAUAAUACCGUACAUGAAGGAAGAAUUUAUCAAUUGAAGCUCUUCUGUGAUAAAGAUUAUCCAGAGAAGCCCCCAAGUGUUCGAUUUCAUUCUCGUAUCAAUAUGACUUGUGUUAAUCAUGAAACUGGAGUGGUUGAACCAAAGAAAUUUGGUCUUCUGGCAAAUUGGCAACGAGAGUACACCAUGGAGGAUAUACUGACCCAGUUGAAGAAGGAAAUGGCAGCUCAACAUAACCGGAAGCUGGUGCAACCUCCAGAAGGUACCUACUUUUAAUCGUACAGAUCAGAUCGUGUUGCAUUUGCAAUAUGCAAUAUAUAGUGUGUAAUGCUUUGUCCAGAAACAUGUAGGGGAAUCCCCUAAAGAUCUUUAUCUCACCGUGGCUCCAGAUUUGUUCUCUCUUAAUUUAUCAACUGUGUUCAAGGAUGCUGUUUGAUUUAUGGGAUAUUAUCGGUGUCAAAUAUUUAAAGGCGCCUGCUUAGGUUUUAAUCA
Messenger RNA from Prosopis cineraria, 816 nucleotides. Its product is annotated as ubiquitin-conjugating enzyme E2 variant 1D. Gene Ontology annotation, cellular component: nucleus. The transcript is spliced from 4 exons. The record is from RefSeq and is a predicted model, not a curated record. Bases 160 to 600 code for a protein of 146 amino acids. Gene Ontology annotation, biological process: protein K63-linked ubiquitination; DNA damage tolerance. NCBI's taxonomy places the organism in Eukaryota, Viridiplantae, Streptophyta, Magnoliopsida, Fabales, Fabaceae.